Messenger RNA from Acanthaster planci (crown-of-thorns starfish), 696 nucleotides. Its product is annotated as DNA ligase-like. NCBI's taxonomy places the organism in Eukaryota, Metazoa, Echinodermata, Asteroidea, Valvatida, Acanthasteridae. The record is from RefSeq and is a predicted model, not a curated record.
AUGGCGGAACUGGUAGACGCGCUAGCCUUAGGAGCUAUGCAAAAUUUUGCCGAACGCGUGAAGAAGAUUACCGGAGGACAACAUAGUUACUUGGCGGAGGUUAAAAUUGACGGUUUAUCGCUGAGUUUAGUUUUUCGCAAUCAUCGUUUUUUAUAUGCCGCCACACGAGGAAAUGGAGAAAUAGGCGAAAAUGUAACGGAUAACGUUUUAGCGAUUCAAAGUUUAAAAAAUUUACGUCGGCAAAAAUUUCCCGUUAAAAAUUUUGAACUUCGCGGAGAAGUUUAUCUCACUCAAAAAAAUUUUCAAAUCUUGAAUCAAAAAAUUCAAGAUGCUCAAACUGUAGAGCUUUUUUCCAAUCCGCGAAAUUUAGCUUCCGGAAGUUUGCGUCAAUUGAAUGCCAAAAUUACGGAAAAACGAAAUUUAAGCCUCGGUUUCAGCGAAAAAUUUCCGAAUUAUGCUUUGGCUUUUAAAUUUACGGAAAAAAUGGUCGAAACUCGAAUUCGAAAUAUUUUUCCCACCGUCGGAAGAACCGGCAAAAUUACAUACAACGCAACUUUGGAUAAAGUUUUUUUAGAUGGUAGUAUGAUCGGCGCGGCAACUCUUCAUAAUGCCGAUUAUAUUCAAAAAUUAGAUAUUCGUUUAGGCGAUAUGGUGAUGAUUAAAAAAGCCGGAAAUGUAAUUCCCAAGAUUGUGAAA